GAAGUAAUGAAAGUUAUCAAGUAACAUUUAAAUCGUCUUUUGUGUGAAUAUUUAAAACUAAAGAAACAUCAAUAAUAUCGGUUGAAAAACAAUAAAAAUGACUAAAGAGAUUAUAAUUCGAAUUCAGACGCCUGACGGCAUGAAAAGAGUCAACAUCCCGAGCACCUCAACAUUGAAAGACUUGUAUGAUAUGGCUUAUAAAACAUUAAAUCUUCUGGAUUAUGGAUUCGGCUUAUUUUCUGAUCGUGGUUGUUCUAAAGAACUUCGAUCAACUCGCUCUGUUACUAUAAAUAACUCUAAAUUAAAUCAUGGUGAUGUCAUUUAUUACAAGCAAAUGGCAGGCUCAUCUUCUCAGUCGACUACAAGCAGUUCGUCAAGUAGUAACUCAAUUACACCAGUUCCGAUGAAAAAGCAAGCACCAUCAGUUGUUGAAGAUCCUGUAGACAUAGAAUUGUUCAAGUUAGAUGGACGUAUAGAACGUAAGAAAGAUGAAAAACUUUGUCAUCACACAAACAACAGCCGUUGUGUGCAUUGUGCAUCACUCGAACCGUUCGAUGAAAGUUAUCUGAAAGAGCAAAAGAUCAAACAUCUUUCGUUUCAUUCUUAUCUUCGUAAAAUGACUUCGGGAAUGGAUAGAGGAAAGUUUGUGGCAUUUGAAGAUAUAAAUUGCAAAAUUAAGGGCGGCUGUCGUGAGCAUCCGCCAUGGCCAAAAGGAAUCUGUUCAAAAUGUCAGCCUUCUGCAAUAACACUGAAUCGUCAAACUUAUCGGCAUGUUGACAAUGUGAUGUUUGAGAACAAUGGAAUUGUCGAUGAAUUUCUGAAUUAUUGGCGAAUCUCAGGCAAUCAACGAAUUGGCUUUCUUUACGGUACUUACGAAGUGACAACUGAUGUUCCUUUAGGUAUUCGUGCAAGGAUAGUUGCUAUUCACGAACCACCACAAGAAAGUACACGUAAUGCAAUUAAAUUGUUGGAAGAUCCAUUAGAUGGUGAAGUACAAGAAAUGGCUGAAAAAUUAGGUCUGAAAAAAGUUGGAUGGAUUUUUACUGACCUUUUAAAUCACGAGACGAUCUCAGGAAAAGUGAAGCAUCUUCGUGGCAUUGACACAUUCUUUUUGACAGCGAAAGAAUGUAUUCUCGCUGGACAUUUCCAAAACUUGCAUCCAAAUCCAUGCCGUUACUCGUCAAAUGGAUUUUUCGGAUCAAAGUUUGUUACAAUUUGCGUCACAGGUGAUAAAGAAAAUCAAAUUCACAUGGAAGGAUAUCAAGUGUCAGCACAAUGCAUGGCAUUAGUUCGUGAUAAUUGCUUGCUACCAACGAAGGAUGCCCCUGAGCUUGGCUAUGUACGUGAAUCGACUGACAAGCAAUAUGUUCCAGAUGUCUUCUAUAAGAUAUAA
Molecule: messenger RNA, 1393 nt
Organism: Clunio marinus
Lineage: Eukaryota; Metazoa; Arthropoda; Insecta; Diptera; Chironomidae
Source: the annotation of a GenBank genome assembly